AUUGAAGAAGUUGGUAGCGCAAGUUAUGGAUCCCUCGUUGAAUUACCCUCAAAUUUACAAAUCUCUCAGUAGUGACGCUAAAAAGAAAUUAAGUGAUAUCAGUAAAUACGACGAACAAGCAAAUGAUUAUGCUUGUGUGGCGAAAAGUUUGGCCGUUCAAGACUGUCAUGAAUUAGCUGCAGUUUUCUUACUGGGCAAAGCAAGAUGUGAAUUUGCCGCUAAAAAUGUAACCGCUGAAGCAUCCACAUUAUUUACAGCAGCAAAAUAUUUUAUACAAGCUGAUGAUAAAUUAAUAUCAACUAAUUCUAUUAAUUAUGAAGAGAAUUUAAAUUGUGCCAUACUUUGUUUAUUAAGAAUAGCAAGAAUUUAUGAAUUGAAUGAAUUAUUCAGUUUAGCAACAAAUGUUUACAUUUAUCUGGUGGAUACAUUAAUGAGACGACAUAAAUUUCAUCAAACAAUACCUUAUAUUAAACGUGCCAUAGAAAUUGUCUCAAAAGAUAUUCUAUUAAGUUUAGAAUUAUACAAACGACUAAGUUAUUGUCAAUUGUCUAUACAUGAUUGGCCUGGUGCUUUGAAUACCAUUCUAUUGAUACAAAAUUUAGUCAAAGAACAAUUGACAUUGAAUUCAUUCGAUCUCUACAUACAAUAUUGGAAUAUUUGUGAAAUAUUUCGUGUACUACUUAUUCUACUUUGUAUACCACCUUCUCAUAGAAUAAAACAUGAUUUGAAUUUAUCUGGUUAUUCUUUGAAACAAUACAAUGUGAUCAGCGUAAAUGAUGAUGACAAUAAGGAUGAGAAUGAGAAUGAUGCUCAUGGGGAUGAUGAUGAUGAUGAAACAAGGGAAGAUUCACUUCAAUCAACAAUGUAUAUGAAUAAUAAUUUAUUUAUUCUGUUACAAUCGUUUAUAUUAGCGCAUCAAUCAAACGAUCUUGUAGAAUUAGAAUCAUUGUCAGUGAUGCUUCAAUCAUUUGUCAAUUUAGAACAACGUGAAUUAAUCAGUUUAAUUCUACGCGAAGUUGUUCGAGUGGAUACAUAAUGAAAAAAAGAAGAAGCCAGACAAGAAUAAUCAAUCUGUCAACAUUUUCAAACAACCAAACCAACAAAAGCAAACUUCCUCACCUUCCGUGUCCCUGUGACUGCCUGUCUGAAAAAAACCCUUCAACUACUACUACUACUGUUACAAUGGAUUCACUUCCUUGUUCUUGUGUCAUAUUGAUGUGAUAUUUUCUUCUUCUCCUUUUUUUCUAUUCAUUCUUUUCCUCAAUAAACUUGAAUUAACUCCAAUCAAUUUAGUUUUUAAUGGGCUUUUUUAGUCAGCCAUUGUAGGGCACCAUCAUCAUGUGUGGAAUGUGAAUUGACAAUUGCAUCUCUCUGUGUGUGCUAUUAUGGUGGGUGGUAUGGGCAACAUGAACUGUGAUGUACGAAGUUUUUUACGUUGUAACUGACUGAAUGACCAUAUCAUAGAGAUUGUUGAAUUUUUAUAAUUACAC
Schistosoma turkestanicum is the source of this 1490-nucleotide messenger RNA. NCBI's taxonomy places the organism in Eukaryota, Metazoa, Platyhelminthes, Trematoda, Strigeidida, Schistosomatidae. The record is from the annotation of a GenBank genome assembly.